Messenger RNA from Camelus dromedarius (Arabian camel), 3189 nucleotides. RefSeq names its product PLAG1 zinc finger (gene PLAG1). The transcript has 3 exons. Gene Ontology annotation, biological process: regulation of transcription by RNA polymerase II. The coding region runs from base 1330 to 2829 and encodes 499 amino acids. Gene Ontology annotation, molecular function: sequence-specific DNA binding; DNA-binding transcription factor activity, RNA polymerase II-specific. Gene Ontology annotation, cellular component: nucleus. The record is from RefSeq and is a predicted model, not a curated record. NCBI's taxonomy places the organism in Eukaryota, Metazoa, Chordata, Mammalia, Artiodactyla, Camelidae.
UGCCCUCUAUUAAAUAUUUUAUUUAUACAUUGUCAAAUUCUUAAAGUAUAUGAAAAUUUGAUGUCAGGGGAAAUUAAUUAGAUUUGUGCUUAGAAUUCUAAGUAAAAUUAUUUUCAUUUAACCUGUCAUUGAUAGGUCUUCUUCUAUUUUAACUGUUUGAUUUAUAUUAUCCCCCCCAAGUUCUUGUAAUCAUGAUUUCUGAACGUUCAUCUUUAAAGUAUUAAGGGUUUACUAGUCUCUCUGUGCCCUGUACCCUCCAUAAUAGAUAAUUCUAUUCUGCUUUUUUGACCAUUAUUCUUUUCACACUUACUUGUACAGCCAACAAUUAUUAGCAGAUUUUUUUCUAUGCGUGUUCUUAGUCUACUGAAGAUUAUGCUUCUAUUAGGCAUUUUAAAAGAUAUUUUAAGUUUUUUUCAACAACGACCUCUUAAAACCAAGCGAUGCUUUCUUCCUGACACCCCUUCUCUUGUAGCAAACCUGUAUUUAACCUCCCUUCCAUGCUUUUGAAAUCUAAGGAGCACGGAGUUAUUGCUACAUCUCAGCAGCGCUUGCAGCAUUCUGAGAAAUAAACUGGCAGGCAUCACAGGUAACACAAGCGUAGCUAGGGAAGGCCAGGUUGCACAAGCGUGUGCAGCAGCGUGGGCCUGGGAGGUGCCCUCCUUCGGAGUCAGCCGUUCCGUGGCGAGGUUCCCGGCGUACGCUCUCCGCGAGAGAACUGAGCUUGUCUCUUCCCGAAUGUCCUUUAGCUUAAGGAAAAUUUGAUCCGUUUGGUUUACGGAUAGUAACCCUAAUAUUCCACUUUUCUCAGUAGGCAAGUUAGACUUAACAAAUUAAAUUGCAUUUGGGAAAGAAGUGGGGAGUCAUUCAGCAUCACCAAAUGUCAUUUAUCUAGGUAAUCCUGUUUUACUUUUUGUCUCUGCAUUUAUUUGGUCAUGUAAAUGUGCUGAGAACUAAUAAAAAUUUGCAGUUGGUGAAAGUUAAUGCAUGACUCUCCAGCAGAGUACGGAAUGAAAGCAUGUGUCAUGAAACUGCCAUUCUUUCAGCCUUUAUUUUCCAUCGCUUACGGACUGGUUCCAUCUGGAGUGUAGUCCAUUCUUAUUUUUUGUUUCAUAGAUUGGCCAAAAUGGGAAGGACUGGAUUCCGCUCUCUUCCACGAAGAGUCAAUGGGACUGGCUAAGAUCAAGGUCUGAGGCUUUUUCCAUCCAUCAUCAGUCCCUUUUUGCUUUCUUUUACGACCACAUGAAACUUGAGAAGCCACCUAAAGCUAAAUCAUUUAGUGGAGUUGGGCAGUUCCCAAGUGUCCAACAAGAAGGCCUGCUUUAGGCUGCGAUGGCCACUGUCAUCCCUGGUGAUUUGUCAGAAGUAAGAGAUACCCAGAAAGUCCCUUCAGGGAAACGUAAGCGUGGUGAAACCAAACCAAGAAAAAACUUUCCUUGCCAACUGUGUGACAAGGCCUUUAACAGUGUUGAGAAAUUAAAGGUUCACUCCUACUCUCACACAGGAGAGAGGCCCUACAAGUGCAUACAACAAGACUGCACGAAAGCCUUUGUUUCUAAGUACAAAUUACAAAGGCACAUGGCUACCCACUCUCCUGAGAAAACCCACAAGUGUAACUAUUGUGAGAAAAUGUUUCACCGGAAGGACCACCUGAAGAACCACCUGCACACGCACGACCCCAACAAAGAGACGUUCAAGUGCGAGGAGUGCGGCAAGAACUACAACACCAAGCUCGGGUUCAAGCGCCACCUGGCCUUGCACGCGGCCACCAGCGGCGACCUCACCUGCAAGGUGUGCCUGCAGACGUUCGAGAGCACGGGCGUGCUGCUGGAGCACCUCAAGUCGCACGCGGGCAAGUCGUCGGGCGGGGUGAAGGAGAAGAAGCACCAGUGCGAGCACUGUGACCGCCGCUUCUACACGCGCAAGGACGUGCGCAGACACAUGGUGGUGCACACGGGAAGGAAGGACUUCCUCUGCCAGUACUGCGCCCAGAGGUUCGGGCGCAAGGACCACCUGACGCGGCACAUGAAGAAGAGUCACAACCAAGAGCUCCUGAAGGUCAAGACGGAGCCCGUGGACUUCCUGGAUCCCUUCACCUGCAAUGUCUCCGUGCCUAUCAAGGACGAGCUCCUCCCGGUGAUGUCCUUACCUUCCAGCGAACUGCUGUCCAAGCCAUUCACAAACACACUGCAGCUAAACCUCUACAACACCCCGUUCCAGUCCAUGCCCAGCUCGGGGUCCGCCCACCAGAUGAUCACAACUCUGCCCCUGGGCAUGACGUGCCCCAUCGACAUGGACGCUGUGCACCCCUCCCACCACCUUUCGUUCAAGUACCCGUUCAGUUCUACCUCAUACGCAAUUUCUCUUCCCGAGAAGGAGCAGCCGCUGAAGGGGGAGAUUGAGAGCUACCUGAUGGAGCUCCAGGCUGGGGCGCCCUCCUCUUCCCAGGACUCCCAGGCGUCGUCCUCCAAACUCGGGCUGGAGCCGCAGAUCGGGUCCCUGGAUGACGCCGCGGGGGACCUCUCCCUGUCAAAAAGCUCCAUUUCCAUCAGCGACCCCCUCAACACACCGGCAUUGGAUUUUUCUCAGUUGUUUAAUUUCAUACCAUUAAAUGGGCCUCCCUAUAACCCUCUGUCGGUGGGGAGCCUUGGGAUGAGCUAUUCCCAGGAAGAAGCACAUUCUUCUGUGUCUCAGCUCCCGCCCCAGACCCAGGACCCCCAGGAUCCUGCAAACAGCAUAGGUCUCGGCUCGCUGCACUCCCUGUCAGCAGCGUUCACCAGCAGUUUAAGCACGAGCACCACCCUGCCACGUUUCCAUCAGGCUUUCCAGUAGGACUCCGAGACGCGGAUCUGUUACAGAAACGUAUGUGUAGCCCUGCCUUAGGUGACCGUGUUUAUUUUAGUGCCUACUUUAAGACAGUACGAAAGUUUCUGCUUCUGUAUAGCACCAGUCUUCAUUAAGCCAGCAUCACGUAGACACUAGCUUUCCAAAUGAGCUUGGGAACCGUUUGUGUUCAGCUUUGUUUACCUGGGUAUUUUGUCCUGAUUCACUGCCAAUUGUUACAUUUGAAGAUGGUUUCUCACAUAGGAAAGCCAUUAUGAGUAGUAAAAGUCUUACAAAUCCCUUGUUCAAAUUACUUUUAGAUCUUAAAUUUUUUUUUUUUUUUGUCCACUAACAGUGGCUCUAGCUUUU